CCAAAGCCAACCAAUGAGCAGCGACUCAGGCAGGAAGGACAGAAGAGGGUAGGCUUUGCCUUUUCCAUCACUCUCCUCGCUUUCUCCUGUCCCAGCUGAUCACUUGGGAUUGGGGUUCAGAAUUCAGAACUCGGGUGAGGCCUGAGGCGAGCAAGAUGGGGUUCUCCUUCUUCACCUCUCGAGCCGCUGCUCGGUUCUUGGACGGGAUCGGGCGCCCCGGCGUCUCCACCGCAGCACUGCUCCUUACAGCAGCCAGUGGCGGAGGCCUUGUGGCGUAUGCUGAUUCCGCUGCAGAAAGUGCUCUGGAGCCAUCCCAGGAUGUCCCCAAGAAGAAGGUGCUGGUUCUCGGGACUGGCUGGGCUGGGACGUCGUUUCUCAAGAAUCUCGACUGCUCCCGGUAUGAAGUGAAGGUCAUAUCGCCCCGUAACUACUUCGCGUUUACACCUCUGCUUCCAAGUGUCACAUGUGGGACUGUCGAGCCACGCAGCAUUAUUGAACCCAUAAGGCGGAUGUUUGAGAAGAAAAGUAAGGAUGUUACAUUUUGUGAAGCUGAGUGUUUCAAGAUUGAUGCAAGUAAAAAAACUGUACACUGCCGUUCAGCUGUUGGAACUAAUCUUGAUGGGAAUGGCGAUUUUAUGCUUGAUUAUGAUUACUUAGUUGUUGCUCUUGGAGCUAAUGUAAAUACAUUUAACACUCCUGGAGUAUUGGAGCACUGCCACUUCUUGAAGGAAGUAGAGGAUGCUCAGAAGAUACGGAGGAGUGUGAUAGACUGCUUUGAAAAAGCGUCGCUUCCAAAUAUUAGUGAAGAGGAGAAAAGAAAAGCUCUACAUUUUGUAGUUAUCGGUGGUGGGCCUACUGGGGUUGAAUUUGCAGCGGAGUUGCAUGAUUUUCUUGUUGAAGAUCUGGUGAAGCUAUACCCUGCCAUUCAAGAAUUGGUGAAGAUAACAAUUAUUCAAUCGGGAGAACAUAUAUUGAAUAUGUUUGACGAAAGAAUUGCUGCAUUUGCUGAAGAAAAGUUCCAGAGGGAUGGCAUCGAAGUGGCUACAGGCUUCAGAGUGGUAAGGGUCUCUGAUGAUUUGAUUUCAAUGAAGAGCAAAUCAGUUGGUGAGGAUGUAUCAGUGCCAUAUGGGAUGGCUGUUUGGUCUGCUGGUAUUGGUACUCGUCCUGUCAUCAUGGAUUUCAUGCAACAAAUCGGGCAGACUAAUCGGCGUGCCUUGGCUACUAAUGAAUGGUUAAGAGUUCGUGAGUGUGAAGGUGUCUAUGCAAUUGGUGACUGUGCAACAGUUAGUCAAAGAAAAAUAAUGGAUGAUAUUUCAAUGGUAUUCAAAAUGGCAGAUAAGGACAAUUCUGGCACUUUAACACUAAAAGAAAUCAAUGACGUUUUGGAAGAUAUUUGUAUAAGAUAUCCACAAGUAGAGCUCUAUAUGAAAAGUAUGCACAUGCUCGAUAUUGCGGAUUUGAUAAAAGGUGCAAUAGGUGAUUCUCACAAGGAAUCGAUGGUGGUUGAUAUAGAGGAGUUCAAAAAAGCUCUGAGCCAUGUCGAUUCCCAAGUGAAAAGUGCUCCAGCAACAGCUCAGGUCGCUGCACAACAAGGAUCCUAUCUUGCUGAAUGUUUUAACAAAAUGGAAAAAUGCAAAGAGCAUCCGGAAGGCCCAUUACGCAUGACAGGGGAGUCGGGACGUCACUUUUUCCGUCCAUUCAGGUACAAGCAUUUGGGUCAAUUCGCACCCUUGGGUGGAGAACAAGCUGCUGCAGAGCUCCCAGGCGAUUGGGUUUCCAUGGGCCACAGCACUCAGUGGCUCUGGUACUCUGUGUAUGCCAGCAAGCAAGUGAGCUGGCGCACAAGGAUGCUGGUGGUUUCCGACUGGACUCGCAGGUUCAUAUUUGGGAGGGAUUCAAGCCGAAUUUAGCGCCGCACGAACCGAGUGCACCGGCCUCCUUCUGUACAGGGAAUUCUGCUGAAUAAUGAUUGAUGAUCUGCUGGAGCUUGAGCAAGCAAAGCUGUUUCUUGCCCCUCUCUAGGUCCUUCCUGCCAACCAAACUGCUGCUCUUAUCUGUAUGAUGCACGGUGUUCCUUUGCUCCUGCCAUCUGGCUCUCAGCAUGUGAAGCAGAUCUGGAACAAUGAGGUCGCUUUUUAGCCGUCACUGUAGCCACGUUUGGAACAUGGAAUCUGAUUACUGAUGCAGGAAAUUGAGCUGUUCCAUAUGAAAUUGUCGCGAGACAGUUUGUAGAGAAUUUUUUUUUCUGAAAGAAUUAGUUUGUGGAGAAAUUUACUUA
Molecule: messenger RNA, 2278 nt
Organism: Panicum hallii
Lineage: Eukaryota; Viridiplantae; Streptophyta; Magnoliopsida; Poales; Poaceae
Product: external alternative NAD(P)H-ubiquinone oxidoreductase B1, mitochondrial
Exons: 10
Coding region: 156-1910 (584 amino acids)
Molecular function (GO): NADH dehydrogenase activity; calcium ion binding
Source: RefSeq, a predicted model, not a curated record